AGCGUUAUGGGGCUUCCAGAUACAGGGCGCGGGGCGGGCUUCGUGCGUUACAGGCAGUACGGAGGACAGCCCGGGGUCGAACCUGGGCGGGGUCCUUGGGAGUGGUUGGCAGUUGACAGGCUCCGUGUCUCCUUCACUUCGCCCUCCAGCCGCACGCACCGGGUAGCACAGGCCGCACGACUCUCAGCACAGGUACCCGGGGCAGCCGAGGAGCUGGCACGGCUCGGCGGGGCAGGAAAAAUGGCCGUCCCCCCGUCUUACGCCGACCUCGGCAAAUCCGCCAGAGAUGUUUUCGGCAAAGGAUAUGGUUUUGGGCUGGUGAAACUCGACGUGAAGACCAAGUCGGCGAGCGGAGUGGAGUUUAAGACCUCCGGCUCGUCCAACACGGACUCCGGGAAAGUGAACGGCAGCCUCGAGACCAAAUACAAGUGGGGGGAGUACGGCCUGACCUUUACCGAGAAGUGGAACACCGACAACACUCUGGGGACAGAGAUCACCAUCGAAGACCAGAUCGCCAAGGGCCUGAAGCUGACUUUUGACACGACCUUCUCCCCAAACACCGGGAAGAAGAGCGGGAAGGUGAAGGCCGCCUACAAACGCGAAUUCGUGAACCUGGGCUGCGAUGUGGAUUUCGACUUCGCCGGCCCAGCGAUCCACGGCUCCGCCGUCGUGGGCUAUGAAGGCUGGCUGGCCGGCUACCAGAUGACAUUCGACAGCGCCAAGUCCAAGCUGACCAAGAACAACUUCGCCAUCGGUUACAAGACGGGCGACUUCCAGCUGCACACCAACGUAAACGACGGCUCGGAGUUUGCCGGCUCCAUCUACCAGAAGGUCAGCGACAAGAUGGAGACGGCCGUCAACCUGGCUUGGACGGCCGGCAACAACAGCACCCGCUUCGGCAUCGCGGCCAAGUACCAGCUGGACUCCCACGCCUCCAUCUCUGCCAAGGUGGAUAACUCGAGCCUUGUCGGUGUGGGCUACACUCAGACCCUGCGGCCAGGUGUGAAGCUCACUUUGGCGGCCCUGGUGGACGGGAAGAACAUCAACGCCGGCGGCCACAAGCUUGGCCUCGGCCUGGAACUGGAGGCUUGAGCCGCGACCCCCGCCGUGGGCUAUCUGCCAUCAGAAGGCCUGACCCGCGUGUUUGUCAAACCAUAACCAGCAAAGCUUCUGUUUCUGGCCCCUCUGUCCCCCACUCACCCGAAACGUCAUAGGACCGGAGCUGUGCCAAGGUAGAAGCCCCCCCAUCGUCCGGUGGAAACCCCCCUGUUACAAGGUUCCUCAGUGGCGCGUUCCUUUUUUAACGUAUAGUUAACCAUCGGGGAGGGCGACCCCCCCCCCCCGACACGUACGCGCAUGCAUGGUCCAUUUUACGUUCCCUUUUAAGCAGCGGCGGAUAC
Molecule: messenger RNA, 1400 nt
Organism: Spea bombifrons (plains spadefoot toad)
Lineage: Eukaryota; Metazoa; Chordata; Amphibia; Anura; Pelobatidae
Gene: VDAC2
Product: voltage dependent anion channel 2
Exons: 9
Coding region: 7-1092 (361 amino acids)
Biological process (GO): monoatomic anion transmembrane transport
Cellular component (GO): mitochondrial outer membrane
Molecular function (GO): voltage-gated monoatomic anion channel activity
Source: RefSeq, a predicted model, not a curated record